Molecule: messenger RNA, 900 nt
Organism: Effrenium voratum
Lineage: Eukaryota; Dinophyceae; Suessiales; Symbiodiniaceae
Source: the annotation of a GenBank genome assembly
AUGACCGCCCGCGCACUGCAGCACCAGUCGCACUUCACCUGGCAGUCUCGUUGCGCGCCGCGCUCCACGGGGGACGAGCUGCCCGGGAAGUGGCGCGAGCGUGCAGCGCAGCACCGAGCGCUGUGCCCGGUGCUGCAGGGCCAAAGACCGCCCAAGCCGCAGCACGUGGCAUAUGCGAAGGCGGCCGCGCCGGACGCCGAGCUCGAGAGCCUCAACCAUGUUGCGGAGGUGCAGGGAGUUGCGAUUGCCGAACGAGCCGAAGGCGAGGAGUUGGACGGCGACUGGGGCGCUUUGUCCCGGGUGGAGAUCUCCCGCUACAUCUCCCGGCGCAGCGCCGGGCUGGCGCUGAGCGCCGAGUCCUCGCGCCAGCGCCGCGCGGCGGCCGCCGCGCGCGAGUGGACAGAAGUCCCGGGCGCGCACGCGGAUGUGAUCGAGGGGCUGGAGGAUGCGGAGGCGUGGAAGGUGGCUUUGGAGGCCAUCGCCUUCGAAAGGACUCAUUUGAGGCGGGGGACUUCGAACUCGUGGCCUGACGCCUUGUGGUCCCCGUCCUGCUUGAGCCCGGAGGCGGCAGAGGACCUGGAGGCCAAGAUUUGUGGCUUCCUGACACUGGAGGCUGGCCGACUGAGCCAGUGCAAGGCGCUGCCGGUGGCGGUGCUGCUGCGGCAUUUGCAGUGCGACUGCCGCGCCGCGCGCGGCGAUUUGCGGGGCGCGGCCGAGGCCUUGGCGGGGGCCGUGGCCCAGGAGACGGGCGCGGACCCGCUGCGCCCCCCGCUGCUCUUCGGCUGGGAGGACUCGCUGAGCUGCGACUACCUCAAGGCGCAGCACUGCGCGCGUCUGGCGCGCCUGGCCUUCCUGGCGGCCGAAGCAGCUCGAGAGACUGCGGAGGCAGGUGUCGUGUGA